Scaptodrosophila lebanonensis is the source of this 1346-nucleotide messenger RNA. RefSeq names its product cathepsin B (gene CtsB). The transcript is spliced from 3 exons. Gene Ontology annotation, biological process: regulation of catalytic activity. NCBI's taxonomy places the organism in Eukaryota, Metazoa, Arthropoda, Insecta, Diptera, Drosophilidae. Gene Ontology annotation, molecular function: cysteine-type endopeptidase activity. Gene Ontology annotation, cellular component: lysosome. The coding region runs from base 147 to 1181 and encodes 344 amino acids. The record is from RefSeq and is a predicted model, not a curated record.
GUUGGAGGGCGUUAAUAACUGCACUUGGUCGCUGGACUGCAAUUGCGAGAAUAGCACUUUAGUUUGCAUUAAUAAAUAAAGGCAGCCGCGUGAUUGCCGCGCCAUUAUUGUGCAUUGUGCGUCAUUUUGGUGACGUUUGCAGUAAAAUGAAAAAUUUUCUACCCACAGUGGCUUUGGUAGCCGCCGUGGCUCUGGCGACUGUCGCCGCAGAUCCCCAUUUCCUAUCUGAUGAAUUUAUAGAGCUGGUGAACAGUAAGAGUACCACAUGGAAGGCUGACCGCCAAUUUGACUCAAGAUCGGAGGAGCACAUCCGUCGUUUAAUGGGUGUGCAUCCUGAUGCGCCGAAAUUUACGCUGCCCGACAAACGCGAGGUACUGGGCUUGGAUGACCUGGUUGGUGGCGAUGGACCCGAUCUGCCUGUCGAGUUCGAUUCGCGCAAAGCCUGGCCCAAUUGCCCCACCAUUGGAGAAAUUCGGGAUCAGGGAUCCUGCGGAUCCUGUUGGGCAUUCGGAGCUGUGGAAGCAAUGUCCGAUCGUGUGUGCAUACAUUCCAAUGGAAGCGUCAAUUUUCACUUCUCGGCCGAUGAUCUCGUCUCCUGUUGCCACACCUGCGGCUUUGGCUGCAAUGGUGGCUUCCCAGGUGCCGCUUGGAGGUACUGGACACAUAAGGGCAUCGUCAGUGGUGGCCCCUAUGGCACCAAUACGGGCUGUCGUCCUUACGAGAUCGAACCCUGUGAGCAUCAUGUGAAUGGCACUCGCCCACCAUGCUCCAAUGGCAAGACACCACGCUGCCAGCACAAGUGCGAGACGGGCUAUAACGUGGACUAUAACGCUGAUAAACAUUAUGGGUCGAAGGCCUACUCUGUCAGUCGCAACGUACGCGAUAUUCAGCGCGAGAUCAUGACCAAUGGACCCGUCGAGGGCGCGUUCACCGUCUACGAGGACUUGAUACAGUACAAGACCGGCGUCUAUCAGCAUGUGACCGGCAAAGAGUUGGGCGGCCACGCCAUUCGCAUCCUAGGCUGGGGCGUCUGGGAGCAGGGGAACGAGAAAGUCCCCUACUGGCUAAUUGCUAAUUCCUGGAACACCGACUGGGGUGAGAAUGGCUACUUCCGCAUUCUUCGCGGUGAGGAUCAUUGCGGUAUUGAAAGCGCUAUAUCGGCGGGUCUGCCGAAAUUGUAAAAAGAUGUAAAAGGAGAAGCCGUUAAAUGUAAACAAAAGCUUUCCGUGGCAAACUGAUGUCCACACAAUUCCACGUUUGUGACAAACAAACAACAACCGCAUACAAAAUGUAUGAAAACACUUCUAAACAUUUAGCAAAUAAACGUGAAUAUACUUACCAUACCA